Messenger RNA from Hordeum vulgare subsp. vulgare (domesticated barley), 1260 nucleotides. RefSeq names its product DExH-box ATP-dependent RNA helicase DExH3-like. Bases 40 to 1260 code for a protein of 406 amino acids. Lineage: Eukaryota; Viridiplantae; Streptophyta; Magnoliopsida; Poales; Poaceae. Gene Ontology annotation, molecular function: RNA binding; ATP binding. The record is from RefSeq and is a predicted model, not a curated record. The transcript is spliced from 9 exons. Gene Ontology annotation, cellular component: intracellular anatomical structure; nucleus.
CGCCGCCCGCUGCAGGGCGCCUCUGCUCCGGCCUCGCGCAUGUAUGCAGUCAUGGAGAAGAUCCUUCAGAGGAAGAGUCUUAGGAUGCACAAUUUUCAAAGAAGUUGGCAGGAAUCACCUGAAGGUGUUAACAUGGUAGAAUUUCGAAAAUCGCUCCCAGCAUACAAGGAGAAGGAAAGGCUUCUGGCAGCCAUUGCACGUAAUCAGAUCAUAGUUAUUUCUGGGGAGACAGGGUGUGGAAAAACAACACAGUUGCCUCAAUUUGUGUUGGAGUCAGAGAUACAAUCUGGUCGUGGGGCCUUUUGUAAUAUAAUCUAUACACAGCCACGAAGAAUAUCUGCAAUGGCUGUUGCAGAAAAAGUAUCCACCGAAAGAGGUGAAAACCUUGGUGAAUCGGUUGGCUACAAAGUUCGAUUGGAGGGAAUUAGAGGAAAAGAUACACAUUUACUUUUCUGCACCAGUGGUAUUUUACUGAGACGAUUGCUGAGUGACCGAAACUUGAAUGGAGUGUCUCAUGUAUUUGUUGAUCAAAUACAUGAAAGAGGGAUGAAUGAAGAUUUCUUAUUGAUCGUUCUAAAGGACCUAUUGUCACGGCGGCCUGAUCUAAGGUUGAUAUUGAUGAGUGCUACUUCAAACGCGGAACUGUUCUCAAGUUAUUUCGGAGGAGCGCCAACUAUCCACAUUCCUGGAUUCACACAUCCAGUGAGGACGCAUUUUCUAGAAGACAUAUUAGAAAGGACAGGCUAUAAGAUGACAGCAAAUAAUCAACUUGACGAUUACGGCCAAGAUAAAGUGUGGAAGACUCGGAGACAGCUAUUACCCAGAAAAAGGAAAAAUCAAAUUACUACACUUGUCGAGGAUGCCCUUCAAAAUUCGAACUUUGAAACCUAUGGCUCAAGGACACGUGAUUCUCUGGCAAACUGGAAUCCUGACUGCAUAGGGUUUAAUCUCAUAGAGGCUGUAUUGUGCCACAUAUGUCGUAAAGAGCGAGUUGGUGCAGUUUUAGUUUUUAUGACCGGAUGGGAUGACAUUAGCUCUUUGAAGGAUCAAUUAAAAGCACAUCCAUUGCUAGGUGACCCAAACAGAGUGUUACUGCUUUCAUGCCAUGGCUCUAUGGCUACUUCUGAGCAGGAACAACUGGAAAUGGAUUGGAUGCUCGGCUCACCCGGCGGCGGCUGCAGACCUGCUAGCGGUGGCGGUGCUACGGACGGGGAAGGCGCCACGGACGACGGCCAGUGCGCGACGACGGAGGACGGCUAG